This is a messenger RNA of Nomia melanderi (Alkali bee), 543 nucleotides long. NCBI's taxonomy places the organism in Eukaryota, Metazoa, Arthropoda, Insecta, Hymenoptera, Halictidae. The record is from RefSeq and is a predicted model, not a curated record.
AUGAGCAUCUCGUGUCGCGCUGGAGCUAGAGCUAGAGCUAGAACUACUAGAGCUAAGGCUAGAGCUAGUGCUGGAGCUAGUGCUGGAGCUACAACUACUAUAGCUAAAGCUAAAGCUAGUGCUAAAGCUAGUGCUAGAGCUACAACUACUAUAGCUAGAACUACUAGAGCUAGAACUACUAGAGCUAGAAAUACCAGAGCUAGAACUACCAGAGCUAGAACUACCAGAGCUAGAACUACUAGAGCUAGAACUACUAGAACUAAAACUACUAGAUCCAGAACUACUAAAGCUAGAAUUACCAGAGCUACAACUACUAUAGCUAGAACUACUAGAGCUAGAACUACUAGAGCUAGAAUUACUAGAGCUAGAAUUACUAUAGCUAGAACUACUAUAUCUAGAACUAAGAGAAUUAGAUCUACUAUAGCUAAAACUACUAGAGCUAGAACUACUAGGGAUAGAGUUAGAACUAGAACUACAACUAAAGCUAGAACUAAUAGACCUAGAACUAGUAGAGCUAAAGAUAGAGCUAGAUCUAGAGCUUGA